Messenger RNA from Suricata suricatta (meerkat), 1348 nucleotides. Its product is annotated as olfactory receptor 287-like. Gene Ontology annotation, biological process: G protein-coupled receptor signaling pathway. The record is from RefSeq and is a predicted model, not a curated record. Gene Ontology annotation, cellular component: membrane. Lineage: Eukaryota; Metazoa; Chordata; Mammalia; Carnivora; Herpestidae. Gene Ontology annotation, molecular function: G protein-coupled receptor activity; olfactory receptor activity.
AGGAGUCUAGACCCCCUCACAAGAUGACAAGGAGUCUAGACACCCCACAAGGUGACAAGGAGUCUAGAAUGAGGGGAUGUUCCUCCCUUCCCAGGUGGCAAGCAACGGAUAACCUGGGUCCAUUCUCCUGAGCGGCUUCCCCCCAAGAGGACGAGGUCCAUGGCCAACCGUGGUCCAUUGGCUCCCGCAGGGACACCAGGCCUGGCUGGAGUCCUGGGAUUAGAGACGAGGUGAGUGGACCCCAGAGAGAGGGGAACAGGGAGGGCCCCUCGGUUCCUAGGCCUCCAGUGGGGGCUUGGGCUAGGAGAUCCCUCUUACUAGCUGGGGGUGGUCUGUGUCCUGACCACCUCCAUGGCCUGGGGCAGUGGCCAGAACCUCUCCACGCGGGGGCCGUUCAUCCUGCUGGGCUUCCCGGGGCCACACAGCCUGCAGACCUGGCUCUUCCUCCUCUUCCUGGUCAUGUAUGUGCUCACGGUGGCCGGGAACCUGGCCAUCAUCUCCCUGGUCGGGGCGCACCGGCGCCUCCAGACGCCCAUGUACUUCUUCCUCUGCAACCUCUCCUUCCUGGAGAUCUCGUUCACCUCGGCCUGUGUGCCCAAGACCCUGGCCACGCUGGCCUCGCGCAGCGGAGCCAUCUCCUUCGCCGGCUGUGCGGCACAGAUGUACUUCGUCUUCUCGCUGGGCUGCACCGAGUACUUCCUUCUGGCCGCCAUGGCUUAUGACCGCUACCUGGCCAUCUGCCUGCCGCUGCGCUACGGCAGCAUCAUGACGCCUGGCCUCUCUGCACGCCUCGCGCUGGGCUCCUGGCUGUGUGGCUUCUCUGCCAUCACCAUGCCCACUGCCCUCAUUUCCCGCCUCUCCUUCUGCGGCUCCCGCGUCAUCAAUCACUUCUUCUGUUACAUCGCGCCCUGGAUCGUGCUCUCCUGUAGCUACACGCGGGGUGUGGAGCUGGCGUCCUUCGGCAUUGCCUUCUGCGUCAUCCUGGGCUCCUGCUUCGUCACGAUGCUCUCCUACGCCUACAUCGUUGCCACCAUCAUCAGGAUCCCCUCCGCCCAGGGCCGGCACAGAGCCUUCUCCACCUGCUCCUCCCAUCUCCUGGUCCUCAUCUGGUACGGCUCCACCAUCUUCCUGCACGUGAGGACCUCGGUGGAGAGCUCGCUGGACCUGACCAAGGCUGUCACGGUGCUAAACACUGUUGUCACUCCGGUGCUCAACCCCUUCAUAUACACGCUGAGGAACAAGGAUGUCAGGGAGGCUCUGUGGCGGUCGGUGCAGGGGAAGUGAGCCCCUCUGAGCCCACAGCAGGGCCAUUGGACUGUCCUGUCCGUGGGAGCUAGCGCUCAGCAUU